This is a messenger RNA of Planococcus citri (citrus mealybug), 3725 nucleotides long. RefSeq names its product topoisomerase 3-beta (gene Top3beta). Gene Ontology annotation, biological process: DNA topological change. The transcript is spliced from 15 exons. Lineage: Eukaryota; Metazoa; Arthropoda; Insecta; Hemiptera; Pseudococcidae. Gene Ontology annotation, molecular function: DNA binding; DNA topoisomerase type I (single strand cut, ATP-independent) activity. The coding region runs from base 167 to 2734 and encodes 855 amino acids. The record is from RefSeq and is a predicted model, not a curated record. Gene Ontology annotation, cellular component: nucleus.
UGAUCUGUGUGAUGUAUGAGUUUGAGAAAAAUUUUCUACUGUUUGGUUUAAGUUUGGUUGUACGAAAAAUGGUUUAAAAUUGCAUUAUUGAAGUUUAAAUUCCGGUCGAAAUGAUAUCAAUGAUAUUAUCGUUUAUCGAUCAAUUGAUUCUGUAACAAAAACCACCAUGAGAGUCGUUUUUAUGGUCGCAGAAAAGCCUUCCUUGGCUGCCUCUCUAGCCAAUAUCCUGAGUAACGGCCAAAGCACAUCUAGAAGAGGUGCCAAUGGAGCAUGUUCUAUACACGAAUGGAAAGGUGUAUUGUUCAAUCAAUGUGUUCAGUUUCGUAUGACCUCCGUUUGUGGUCACGUAUUAACCAUAGAUUUCCACGCAAAGUUUAAUAACUGGGACAAAGUUGACCCGUUGGAAUUAUUCUCAUGUCCGACUGAAAGGAAAGAAGCUACGCCUAAGCUGAGAAUUAGUUCAUUUUUGGCUCAAGAAGCUCGCGGUUGUGAUUACCUAGUUUUAUGGCUCGAUUGUGACAAAGAAGGUGAGAAUAUCUGUUUCGAAGUCAUCGAAGCUGUCAAGAAAUCACUCAAAAGGUCUAUUUAUUUGGACGAUGUCGUUUGGAGAGCUCGUUUUUCGUCCAUCACCGAAAAAGAUGUCAAAGCUGCUUUGUAUAAUCUAGGCAAACCAAACAGAAACGAAGCAUUGAGUGUGGAUGCUCGUCAAGAAUUAGAUUUACGCAUCGGUUGCGCUUUUACUCGCUUUCAAACUAAAUUCUUCCAUAGAAAAUACGGUAAUUUAGAUUCAUCUUUGAUAUCAUUCGGACCUUGCCAAACACCUACUUUGGGAUUUUGCGUCGAAAGACACGAUCAAAUUCAAACAUUUAAGCCAGAACCGUAUUGGGUAUUACAAGUAACCGUAUUAACUAGUGAUAAGAGAGAAAUAUCGCUUACGUAUCAAAAUCCUAGGAUAUUUGAAAAAGAAGCCGCCAAAGCCCUAUUUCAAAGAAUCAAAUCUACUCCUAGUUUAAAAGUAACCAACAUAACAUCCAAAGAGAAAUCAAAAGGGCGUCCUAUUGCCUUAAAUACUGUCGAGCUGAUGCGAGCUGCCAGUGCUGGACUCGGUAUAGGGCCUCAUCAUGCGAUGUCAGUCGCCGAAAAAUUAUACACUCAAGGUUAUAUAAGUUACCCGAGAACGGAGACUUCACGUUAUUCUGAAAAUUUUGAUUUACACGAAGUAUUGCAAAUAUUCAAAUUCAGCGUAGAGUACGGCCAGUAUGCUAGUCAGAUAUUAACCGAAGGUGUAAAUAGGCCUAAAAAAGGCCACGAUGUAGGAGAUCACCCUCCCAUCACCCCCAUGAAAUUAGCAUCCAAUGUCGAAUUGGACGGCGACAGCUGGAAAAUAUACGAUUAUAUAGUGAGACAUUUCCUCGCCUCGCUUGCUCGAGAUUGCAAAUAUAUUAGUACAACUACCACAUUCGUAGCAGAAUCGGAAACGUUCACAUUUGUCGGUGAUAUCGUCGUGGAUCCGGGUUACACUGCGAUUAUGACUUGGCAAAGUGUAGCCAAGAAUAAAAUUUCGCCUAAUUGCAACAUCGGCGAUGUUGUCCCCAUUCACAAUGUUUCGUUAGGUGAUUUCAAAACUACUCCUCCUGAUUACCUGACUGAAUCGGAAUUGAUUUCUUUAAUGGAGAAACACGGUAUAGGCACUGACGCUUCCAUUCCAGUUCAUAUUAAUAAUAUUUCGCAACGAAAUUACGUCACAGUCGGUAGUGGUCGCCGUCUCAUUCCUACUAAUUUGGGUAUUAUUUUAGUACACGGUUAUCAAAAGAUUGAUAAAGAAUUGGUCGAACCGACCACCAGAUCCAAGAUGGAAUCUCAGCUGAAUUUAAUCGCUCGAGGCGAAGCAGAUUUUGAAAAAGUUUUAGGAGAUGUGAUAAAACUGUUUCAAAAGAAGUAUCAAUUUUUCACUAAGAAUAUCGAAGAUAUGGAUAGUUUGUUCGAAGUUUCUUUCACACCGUUGGCUGAAACCGGUAAAGCGUUGUCAAGGUGUGGUAAAUGUCGUCGAUAUAUGAAAUAUAUCCAAGCCAGACCUAACCGAUUGCAUUGUUCACAUUGUAACGAAACGUAUAACUUGCCUCAGAAUGGAAACAUUCGUAUUUUUAAGGAACUUCGCUGUCCCGUUGACGAUUUCGAGCUACUUACUUGGUCUUCUGGUUCGAAAGGCAAAAGUUAUCCUUUAUGCCCUCACUGCUUCAAUAAUCCUCCUUAUUCUGAGAUGAAGAAGAAUUCUGGAUGUAACAUGUGCAUUCAUCCUACUUGUCCUCAGGCUAUUUAUAGUAUUGGUAUCGCGAGCUGCAUGAAUUGCGACGAUGGUAUUUUAGUGUUGGAUCCUUCGUCUGGGCCUAAAUGGAAAGUGCUUUGUAACAGAUGCGACAUUAUAAUGCCAGUGUUCGACGACGCCCAAAAAGUCAACGUUGAAAAGAAGGCGUGUAAAUGCGGCGCUCAGCUUAUUCACGUAGAGUACAAAGAGGAAAAAACCAAGUUACCCGGAGAUCGCGUCGAAAUGACCGAAUGUAUGUUCUGCAAUCACGGUUUAUCUUCGUUAGUCCGCCAACAACACGCAGUCUCUUCCAAACCAGCGUUCCAUCAUCAAGGUGGACGUGGUCCUCGAAAUCGUAAACAUAGUAAGAAAAAUAAAGCGAAACAGCCGAAAGAUAAAAUGUCUCAAUUAGCAGCGUAUUUCGUAUGACACCUCUUAAACGAGAGAGGGUCGUUAACCUCAAUCCAGGGCUUCUUAGGUUACAAAGCGUCUCCUCAUUAUCCUCGAUACAUCAACAAUAUUAUUAUUAUGCUUGUUCGCGCAGCAUUCUGCAAUCACAUUGUAGCAUUUUUUUCUAGUUUUUAUUUAUUCGUAGUUUUUUUUUGUUUUGUUUGUUUACAUACUCGUGCUUCAUCGAUCGAAUUUAUCAAUUUAUUUAACCCUAAUUACAUCUACUACAAGCUCGUGUAAUUUUACUUUUGUACCGGUUUGUUGUUUUUGAACGUGAGUGUACCUAGGUAGAUUGAUAGAUAUUUGAAAAAUAUUCGUAUUAAAUUCUUCCUAAUAAAAUACGUAGAAUUUAUCGAUCGCGAAGCAAAUGGGUAUCCCGGAUCAAAUCCAUGACAAAAAAAUUCGUACUCGUCGCGUCAUUUUUUUCACGUGUUUAAUUCCUCAGACUGAACGUGUGUAGCCUAAUUAAGUACAAUUUAAUGUAUUUUUUCGUUAGCUGAGUUUAUCGAUACUCUCGUUGAUUAUCCAGUGUUAUCGUAUACCGAAGGAUAUAUUUAAAUAUUAAUAAUUUUGCUAUAAUAGUAUUACUCUUACUAAUCGCUUGAUCAGAGAAGAAUAGAUACGCGAGUAAGUUUAGUUUUAUAUAAAAAUGUAUUUUGUCUAAUUUUAUUGUUUUUUUUUUUUUUUCAUUUUUUUCAUUAGUGCAAUUGUUGUAAUUUAACGGAUUUUUACUGUUCCUAGGAUUCAUUAUCUGUUGGACUAUAUUAUAAUUGAUUGGAUCACCGUUUAUUUAAUUCUUUUAUUUAUUUUUUUUCCUAAUUUAUGCGAAUGAUCUCAAAUUUCAAACUAAAAUAUACAUUAAUGUAAGACCUGAUGUGUUUGUAAGCGCUUCUUAUUAACGUGUAUUUUAUUUGAUAUUUAUAUCAUUACCGAAUGUAAAUGCCAUAAUUAUAAAUUCUCGAAGAGUUCA